AUGGACCCGGAUCGUGAAGCGCGGGAUCAAGAGGAGCGUGAGGAGAGGCGUAAACGCUGGGAUCUCAGGAUCCGCAACGAGGAACUAUAUGAGGAAGGACGGGAUGGAUUGGACACCACCGAUGUGACAAUUCGAUUAAGUGAUGGCACCGAACUGCGCGCCCAUCGAGAAGUUCUGGAGGGCCAAAGCGCUUUCUUCAGAAAUGCUCUCAAGCCCGGAACCUUCAAGGAGAGCUUUACAGGAGUAAUCAGCUUACCGAACGACCCACCGCAAGCCGUCAGAGCCAUGAUCGAGUUCUUCUACAUGUUCAGAUACACUGUACCCUCGGAUCGCUGCUUCACGGAUCUCGACUUCGCGGAUGAGAUAUUCCAUCAUCUGGACAUGCUCGACUUCGUGGAUGAGGUAUUCCACCACCUGGACAUGCUCGACAUCGCGCGAAUCUACAUGCUUGAUGAGCUCCACGAGAAUGUGGAUAACAGGCUCACCUAUCUGAUCAGAAACCGUUGGAAUUACAUGAAGGAUAACAUGUUCCUCGUUUUCGAGUUGCUGGAUGUGCUGGACAACCGGAUGAAGAGCGCCGGGGAACUUGUUUGGUCUUCCGUGAACUACAUGGAGGCGUUCAUCGAAGAUGAUGUGUGGACCAAGCUCCACGAACAGGCCCCCGACUUCAUUGCAGCUCUCCAGUCGCAAUCCGAGUACCGCUGGCCUCUGCUGAGCUGCCGUGGGUCUGGAAUGUUCCUCGAUCGCCUUGGAGGCGAGCAUUCUGUCGGAAUGGUGAUUCACCACAUGAAGUGUCCGUCAUGCGGACUCGUUCAGGAGGCAGCACUGGGGCUGGUGAAGCCGGCGAUGAUCAAAUGCCGGGGCUACUACUGGUACGGUGCGUGCGGCGGUGGCCGGGCGCCCAGCGAUGAAUACUUUGAUGUCACCAAGGACAAUCAGAGGAAGAACAAGAAGAAAAGAAAGGCAAAGAAGCAGCAGAAGGAGAAUAAGGUAAAGAGGAAGGCGACGAAGAAGAAAAAUAGCCGCGGCUAA
Molecule: messenger RNA, 1032 nt
Organism: Lasiodiplodia theobromae
Lineage: Eukaryota; Fungi; Ascomycota; Dothideomycetes; Botryosphaeriales; Botryosphaeriaceae
Product: BTB/POZ domain containing protein
Exons: 3
Coding region: 1-1032 (343 amino acids)
Molecular function (GO): protein binding
Source: RefSeq, a predicted model, not a curated record